AUGAAGCUUCUACCAAUUCUAACAGUCGCAGCAAGAAAAAGCUCAAGAGAACCAGAUCCACGAAGCGAGUCUUAUCCAAGAGAUUUGGCGCAAUUUAGACAGGAAGAAAAGAGAGAGCAAUUUAGAGCGCUCAUUAGCGGUGAUUUACAAUGUAUUCCAGAGGAAAACCGUAUAAUCGGGGGUCAGUUCGCUGGUGCUCUAACGUGGCGUUGGCACGCAUUCCUGCCCCAACUUUUCUGCGGUGCAACGGUUCUUGAUUCCCGGACAGUUCUCACUGCUGGGCACUGCUGUUACAAAUUCGAGGGGCAGUACAGUACUGGAGAUUUGGUCGACAGAUACGAUGUUGAAGUGGGAAUGGUUAAUUUGAACGAUUUGCCAGGAGAUAAUCCGGGAAAUGCGCACAGAAAACUUUAUCGAGCGCAGAGAUUUGUCAGACAUCCGGACUACAGGGAGGAUUCGGAAUCGGCGGAGAACGAUGUUUGCUUGAUUUUCACGAGAAAACCAAUCAGCAUGAAUAACGGCGUUGCUCCCGCCUGUCUACCAGACGACGGAAUUCCCGAUCCAGAUGUCGACCUAUCCGCUGAAGCUCCACCAGUCUGUUUCACCGCUGGUUUCGGAAAAUACGAUUACAAUGUCCAACAACUUUCAAGCAAAUUGAAGGAGAUGAAGGCGAACAUCUACGAUGUUGACCAGUGCAAUGAGAAGUUCGAGGAUGUCUGGGGAUACGGCAUCCGAGAAGAGAGCGAAAUCUGCGCAGGAGACAUUUCUGGCACAAAUUCCACUUGCUCUGGUGAUUCAGGUUCUUCCCUCAUCUGCAUUGAAAAUGACAUGCCCGUGAUUCGCGGUGUCACGAGUUGGGGAGUAGACGGUUGUCGACGAGCAGGCUUCCCGGGCGUCUUUGCUCGAACGAGCAACUUCCUUGAUUGGAUUAAAGACGAGCAGCGGAAAUUCAAGAUGGAAGCGAAUGGGCAAGACAUUUGCGACGAGGGCUUAGCGAGCGACUGCUACAAUGGCUGCGUCAAGAGCCACAUUCCUAACUGGGGAUCGAAUGGAAUUAUGGGAACUCCGAUCAAGGGAGGAAGCUGGGAGUGCACCGAGGGGGCCAACACUUGCAGCUACAUCUGCGACGAGGGCAGUCAAGAUACAGGAAUCACGACGAGAUGCGAUGGUGGAGAAUGGAGGGUUCCAAAUAAUAGGCAAUUGAAAUAUGGAGACUGCCGCCGAUGCAAUCGUCGAGACUGGGAUUUCGAAGUCAAAGAAAUCGAGAAAAAAACUGAUCUCAAGUUUGUCUGCAAUCUUUCUGACAACACAGAAGUCGAAUGCACGAUUUGGUGCCCGACAAAAGCGACUGGGUACAAAUUGAACUGCGAUAGAAAAAUUCGACUCAGUGAUGAUUCCUGGAGCAGGAACAAUUGGAAUCCCGAGGACUUGUGGACAGACGAAGAAGGACUAAAGAUCAAUUGCGACGAUGACUCAUUCCCCGCUCCUCCGGGAGAGCCAGAAGUACCAACGGGCCCGGACGGCCCAUCGGGACCAGAUGGACCUGAAGAACCUAAAAACCCUUGUGGUCCAGUCCCUCACCCGACAGUUGGUGGAGAAUGGAUCUGCGGAGAAGAAAAUGGCCGUGAAACAUGCCACCAUACCUGUCCUGGCGGAAUCAGAACGGACAUUGUCACUACUUGCAUGGAAAGUGGCUGGAGUGGAGUGAGCAAAGGCGUGAUAAAAAAAGCAUCGUGCGAAAAAUGCGUCUUGAGCGAUCUUCUAGCGGAUCAUCCUACUGAUGGAGAAUGGGAUUGCACGAAUGAUGGAACUAGCGUUGUUUGCUCCUUGGAUUGCUCAAAUACAGAACACAGUCCCGAGGAUGUCUCAAAAUUCGUCUGCGAGCGAAAAAAGGGAAAAACAAUCCUCAUCGGUGCCCAAAGAUGCGAUGCUCCUCCAGUUGUUCUUCCUGAAUGCGAUGUUGCCUCUUUAGAGGAAUAUUUGAAGGGUAAAUACCCCGACUACGUGUUCGACGAAGCCGACUGGAAUCUUUCAAAACUCGACUCAAGCGGCAAAAUCGCCCACAAUUGCGCGAAAAACAAGGGCAAAUGCAAAGUCAAGAAAGGAAAGGUCUCCUGGAAUGUCAAAGUCAAGGGCGAUCUCAGCUGUGCAUAA
This is a messenger RNA of Oikopleura dioica, 2154 nucleotides long. Lineage: Eukaryota; Metazoa; Chordata; Appendicularia; Copelata; Oikopleuridae. The record is from the annotation of a GenBank genome assembly.